AUGGAGGCCCCAAAAGAGCCUCGGCGCCCAACCCUAAAAUGGGAUGUUGCCAUGCGGCAAGUAUUGUGCUGUUUGUAUCGCUUCUUUUGCUGUGAUAAAAAGCAAGUGAUGGAGAUAUUCUCGUUUAUGUUCCGAGGCCAUCUCCAAGAGCGCGGAAUCCGUGGGUUUGUCCCGUAUGCAACUCUCCACACUCAGUGGAGCUGGAUGAGGAACAGCGGAGACGUGAUUUGGUACCACGUACAUAUUGAUACGGAGUUCAACACGGAUGGAGAUUGGCGUGAAGUUAUACAAAGGAUCAAAGAUGCAGCUGAGGUCCUUCAGCUGCGUCUUCAAGAGAGGAAAGAAGACAUUGACACGUCUCGGUGGAAAUCAUCAGGAUCACACGUUGCGUGGGACACUGAUUUCCAUGCCUCUGUGGCUCUGACAUCUCAGCAAAGGUCUGGCACGACUUCUCUCUGGCAUGAAAGGCAAGGGGACUUUGGACCUUAUGGCCUGAGGUUUUAUGAAUAUUGUGGACAGUCAAACAGCAAUUGUACGACUGAAACCAUUGAUUUCGCUGAUGUAGCUACCACAGAGCCCUCCCAAGCUCUGGUCAAUGAUAAAGUGCCAGUUGAUGAAUCUCAACACCGCGAUGACAACCCGCAGAACCUUGAUCCUGCCCAUCCAAGCGUUGAUUCAAUCCCGCCACUGCUGUUUCGUUGGUGGAACAUAGAUUCGCAAGGAACAAACUCCAAACUCGAGGUUGUUGCUGGUCUUUUCUGCAUCAGGGAGACAUUUGACCCGGAGGUUAUUACAGCCACCGAGUUUGAAGCCUUCUUUAAAGCCCAUGUAACAAAGCAAGAACUUGCGAGUCCCUUCAUCUCGACAUUUUCCUUUCCCCUUGCACCAUUUCAUCGGGCUUUGAUCAAUCAGAAGGGAGCCAAAGUGUCAAUCAUUGACACAUCCAAGGUGAAAGCCAGGAUUUUUUAUGCUUACCCUCUAGCAGUUAGGACCAGGACGUUUACAUUCAGCUGGAAAGGUUACGCAGAAUAUCUGGUUUGGGGGCAAAUACCAGCGGAGGCAAUUGUCUCGACCCUGGAUAUCGAGACAGUGCAGCUAAUUGCACAGCUAAACCGGGAUGUUAAUCGUCUAUUGCAACCGCAAUUGAUACAAGCGAUGCCACGCUGCAAUCAGAAGCUGCGUGACAUACUGGCUACCAGACAUAAAUGGCAGUCAUCGUUCAAAUGCGGUUUAACCUUGAGGAAACUUCUUGUUUACCUCCAAGUUCCUCAGACCCAUUGGGAGAAAAUUGCACCAAAGUUCGCCCACUGCUGGGGGUGGAAGUAUGUUGGCGAGAAAAGAGAAUUCAUGGAGGGUGCUCUGUCUGGAAACCCUUUCUCACAGGAAGAAUUGUCGGACUCAGAGAGUGAAUGGGUAAUUUCAACUCUCCAGGCGACGCCUAAGAAAGGGCCCAAGGGCAAAGUACCAAAACUGGACGAGGACGACUGUGAGCCCUUGGAUUAUCAGGAAUUUGAACAGAAUGAGGAGUCUCGAAAGGAUUCUUUCAAUCAGCAACAGGAGCCAGAAACUUCCCAGAAGUCCCCAAGGAAGCCCUUCUUCUACCGCGGGUCUCCUAGUCCAGACUUGGAUUGGGUACCCCCGGAAGAAGAAGAGGACACAGAGGGACACUCUGAUGAAGAUGACAAAGGAAAUGAUAUCUCCGCGACACAAUCCCAGUCUAUGGAGGAACGGAGUGAUACUACGGAGGAGACCUUUGCGAAACUGGCCGAAGACUAUGUUGCAUUGAAUUGGGAACCUGCAAUGCCAGAGAACACACAUAACAGCAUGCCAUCCAAGGACCAUGAAGUGAACCGCCCCUUUAUGCAGGGCUCCUGUGUUGAUCAUGACAACAGAGACACAGAUAUGGACAUGGUUGAGGACGUCGGCGAAGAAGAGGACGAAGAUUUCCAGAGUGUGCUCGAGGAAGAAUGGCCUUCUGAAGAUGAUUGCCCCGAACUCAAGACCUUCAACCCCAUUCGAUUCCGCUCAUGA
Molecule: messenger RNA, 2031 nt
Organism: Penicillium nucicola
Lineage: Eukaryota; Fungi; Ascomycota; Eurotiomycetes; Eurotiales; Aspergillaceae
Exons: 3
Coding region: 1-2031 (676 amino acids)
Source: RefSeq, a predicted model, not a curated record